UAUCCCCUAAACUCGGGAGGCCAAAACACCAGGUCCGACCUUUUACCGUCACCGAAAGUAACUUACUAUCGAGUCCUCCCGCGAAGGCCAUCUGUUGGCGUGGCGCUCAUGGGCAGAAGUUGUUUUUCGAAGGACAGAUAAGUCUCGCGAAAACUACUGCUGAUAGAAAACCCAAGUUAAACUCCAACUGGCGAUAACCAGGCCCCCCGGUCCUGCGUUUUUCUUCGGUAGAUGUACACGCAACCAUGGACCAGAUAUUCUUCGAGGCUCGCAGUAUGGUGAGCGUAAUGCUCGAUUGGCGACAUGCUACUUACAUACUACUUCCCCUAAUCUGCCUCUCCACGUAUUUCAUCGUGCUAGCUCAGGGCUUCCUCACGGUCCGCAACAAAAAGGAUGGCAGCUUACCCCCGACCGUUCCGUAUGCUAUUCCCUUUCUUCGACAUCUGCCAGCUUUUAUUCGAGAUAGAGAAAGAUUCCUGGGCAAGGCCAUCGUUCGAUAUGGCGCAUAUGUCCCAGUCAGGAUUCACAUCUUGAAUAGAUCUAUGACUCUGCUGUCCGGAGCGAAGCACAUUUCCACUCUAUUCCGGAACUCGCGAGACCUGAACAAUGACCACUGGCAGGUUCAGAUUCUCGUCAAUGCAUUUGGUCUUCCUCGGGAGGAUGGCGACGUCCUUCUCAAAGACGACACGGGGAUCAAUGCUCAGCCGCAUCCCAAUAGCACCAUGACUGUGGCCGAGCACCGGAUCUUUUAUCUCCAUCACCACACAUUUGCCACCUGUCUGACCGGUUCCAGCUUGGACGCUCUAGCCAAACAGCUCGUCCAGACUCUAUCAGACCAGUUCUCGAAUUGUGAUAUUGGCCACGACACCUGGACUGAACUCCCAGACAUAUAUACCAAUUUCAUCCGGAAGGAAGUCUUCCACGCAGCCAUCACCGCUCUAUGCGGCACGCAUAUUUUAGAAAUCAUCCCGACGCUCGAUGAGGAUUUCUGGGCUUUCGAUCAUGCGAUGCCGGAUUUAUUCCAAGAGAUGCCACGAUUCCUGGUCCCGGAUGCUUAUCGUUCUCGCGAUCGGAUGAAGCAGAAUAUUAUGAAAUGGCAUGAUUUCGCGAACAGACAUUACGACGUUACUCGAGCUGAAGAAGACGAGCGGGAGUGGGAGGAGUUCUUCGGAUCUAGAGUCAUGAGGAUCAGACAGAAGAUAUUCCAUCGGACGCCACUGACUCCUGAGGGAUACGCAGCUGAUGAUCUGGGUAUGAUCUGGGGAGCAAACGGCAACGCCAUCCCAGCAGCAGGCUGGUGCAUCCUAGAAGUCAUCAAACGCCCUGAUCUACACCGACGCGUCCUGGAUGAAAUAUCAGACUCCAUCACCAUCACCCACGACGGAACGGAUCCCAAAAUUUCCAUUGACAUUCCCCGUCUUUGCAGCCAACCUUAUCUGCAAUCCAUCUACGCGGAAACACUACGUCUACGUACCGGAAUCGUCCUAUCUCGUGUACCCACUUCAGACCUCACCAUCGACGGCUGGCGGUUCAAAAAGGACGAACCCAUAAUGGCAUCUAGCUGGUUCAGCGGUCGCGAUGCUUCUGUCUGGAAUACUGGUUCUCCUGAUGAUCCUCAUCCCGUUAGUGAGUUCUGGCCAGAGAGAUUCCUCGUCUAUCCCAAUGAUCCGGAUAGUGGGCCCAUCAGAAGAUCCGGAACAACAUCAACAUCAACGACAACAUCCCAGGGACAAAAACACGAGAAAACCGAACAUCCCCCAAACCCCAAAUUCUCACUCUCCAACACCGCCGGAUCAUGGAUCCCGUACGGAGGCGGGGUAAAGAUCUGUCCCGGUCGACACUUCGCGAAGCAGGAAAUCAUAGUCGUGAUGGCGCUCUUCCUUACCAUGUUUGAGGUUGAGGUUCUAAUGACGGAGGAGGAGCUGCAGAAUGCUAUGAAGCCCGAUCAGAGGUUCUUUAUGUUUGGAGUCAUGCCGCCGGCGGGGAAGAUUCGAGCUCGAAUGAGGAGGAAGAGGUUGUGAUUGAUUGUGAUUGGUUUGAAUAUGUAUAUAGGUGUUGUUUUUGUGUCGUAUAUAUAGGUUUCCAUCUAUGCAUCUAUGGGAUGUAAUAUAGGGCUUGGUGGUUUAAAUGUGGAUAUCACUAUAUGGAGAUGUGAUAGGUUGGAUGACGAGCUGAAUGAUUGACGCGUGUCCAGGUGCUCCUGUUUUGCAAAUUGCGAUAUGAUCCUUUUCAUAGCAUACAUGUCUAGCGGAUACGGGAGGGAAGCAUUGAAGAUUUCAAUUGUAUUU
Molecule: messenger RNA, 2288 nt
Organism: Paecilomyces variotii
Lineage: Eukaryota; Fungi; Ascomycota; Eurotiomycetes; Eurotiales; Thermoascaceae
Product: cytochrome P450
Exons: 3
Coding region: 246-2021 (591 amino acids)
Molecular function (GO): iron ion binding; steroid hydroxylase activity; heme binding
Source: RefSeq, a predicted model, not a curated record